AAACAUUCUCUAUUUUAUUAUUUUUUACUGGUGACAAAAUAUUAUUGAGUGGACUUGUUCUUUCUUGAGUGGACUUGUUCUUUCUUGUGAAAAAAAUUACCUUUCAGAUUGAUUCCUACAUCAAAUGAAACAGCGGAUGUCAUGCAUGUAUCAUUUAAAAAUAGUUGAAUGUGAAAUCUUAUCAGUGUUGUUUUAAGAAGACCCAUCAUAAUCCAAGGUUUUGCUUAAUUCUUGGUGACAAUGGCUUUCUUUAGAAGACUAAGCACAGGUUCUGAAAGAGCCAUUUGACUUCACACACUGCAAAUAGCAGUUUAACAAACUUAAAACUAUAAUGAUUGUCAUAAAUAUCUGAAAUUGAUAAUUAUUUUGUUACAGUUUUUAGAUUAAAUGUAUUUUGGGGAAAUGUAAUGUCAAUUUUUAGGAUGUUGAGGCCUUGAAAAGUAGUCGAGGGAGUCCAUGAAUUUAUGGGAGGAAAGAGAGUACAGGAAAAGUUAAACAGUCAGUAUUUCAGGGGAGAAAAACAGACUACAUAAAAAUAAUAUGAUACUUGCCAUUACCAUCCUUUUCUUAGUGUAUUUGAUUUGUUUAUGAAUUUAAGAAAAAUGCUGGAAAUUUUAUAUUCAAACUCCUCAAACACUCAAAGCAAAAAGUAAAUAAAGUGUUUACUGUUAUGAUUACACAAUAUUUUAUAUACCUCUUGAUUUAAUUAUUUACUUCACAUAUUCCUAAAAUAAUCCUACUUUAAUAGCCUUUGUAAUAUUUGAGACAAGAUAAUUUUAAAAGGUUGACUGUUUAUUUUCUUAUAAUAGUGUAUUUAUUUAGAAAACCUUUGUGCUAUUGAUGGGAUUUCAUAUUCUGUAGAUAUGAUGCAGGUAGAUAACAUGUGAUAGAUGUUUUUAUUGCAGCUUGAUUUAUGUAGAGUCAUUUAAAUGCUUGUAAAAUGCAAAAGGACUUUAUACUUAUGCAUUGCUAAGAGGCAAGGAAACACGUUGGGUAACUGAGCUACUACUGUGUGUUCAACGCUGGUGUCUCUCCCUGUCUCCACUGGUUGGAUUGGUCAAUCAUGCCUAUAGCAAACCUAUCUUCUAUCAGUCAGGGACACUUCCGAAUUCCCUUACCAAGAGGACACAGAUUGGACCUUGUUUCUGUGAUGGAUGGCAACCUAUGAUAUCUGAUGAUAAAAGACUGAAAACCAAAACAGCCUAAAGUUGAUGAAUAACUUGUGAAGCAUCAUCCUGUGUGGCAUACAUUAGCUGGGCCAUAGAUAUUGUUAUUACUAAUGGAAUUCUGAAUCCUUUCUUCUUUAUUGGUUCUCUCGCAGAAGCAAGAAGACUGAAAGGUUACAAGGAGUCCAGUAGGGCUGAGCCAUGACUACAAACAGGGAUGACUGCUACUUUUUUUACUACUCCCAGUGCCCCAAGGGAGAUGAUUGCCCCUUCCGUCACGAACCUGCCGCUGUUGGCUGCGAGAUCACAUGUAAACUGUGGGAGCAAGGGAAAUGCUUCAAGAAAGGCUGCAACUUCAGGCACAUGGUGAUUGAGAGAGACACUCGGCAGAUUGCCUGCUACUGGGAAUCCACCUUAGGAAGAUGCACCAAACCUCAGUGCCAGUAUAUGCACCUGAAACCUCGCAAUCUGCCUGGUGGUGCUGGCCCCCCCAUAAGCAAAGGGGACUCUCGGAUGCAACCCCCUAACUCCCAGAGCCAAGCUCCAAGGGGACCUAUUCAGACCAUUGGCAGCAACACAAGAAUGGGGAACCCGCCACCAAACUACAGGCCCAUGCACCCUAAUGCCCCGCCCAGAAACAUGCCUCCUGUGCAGAUGCAGCAUCCACCAUUUUCUGGACCCCCUCCGGGGAUGCCAUAUAGCCAGGGUCCCUACAUGGCAAUGGCAAGGCCAAUGCAGUAUGGUGGAGGAAUGUCAUCCAUGAGGCCCAUGACUACUCAUCCUGCAAUGUAUACCAUGCAGCCGAACAAUGCUCGGAUGCUUCCUGCUGGCAUGCAGUUCCCCGGCAUGGGCGUGGCAUUUGGCCAGCAGAUGAUGGGAUCGGCACACAUGAUUGGCCAUAACAGAGGAUAUGUGAUACCUUCUUAUAGAGACUUUGAUAAUGAGGACGAUGAGUUUAGCUCUUCUGAUUUCUCAGAUGUUUCCCUGAGUGAUGAUGAUAGUGAUGAUGAUGAAUACAGAGAAAGACAGCUAAAAGAACGAUCUUCUCGGAGAAGAGUAGUCAAACCCAGCAGAGGAACACAGCGAAGAGAUGUGAGACAUAGUGAACGACACAAGCCCUCAUCCAAAACAUCUAAUGAAAAUUCUUCACCAUCAAAGAGACAAAGAAAGAAGAAGAAUGAAAAGCCUGAUGCAAGUGAUUCCAAAACCAAAAAAGACAGCUCAUCUGACAAAAAGUCUGAUAAUGAUGAAAGUGAAAAAACAGAGGAUAUCAAGAUUAAAUCCCUUGAGGAAAUUCUCAGAGAAAAGGCCCUGAAAAAGCUUUAUGAGAGAACAGCUGCAAAGAAAAAACAGCAACAGCAAGAAGGAACUAAAGCCAAAGAUGAUAAAGAUGCGGACAAUGAAGAAGAACCAUCGUCGCCAACACUUAAAAGUGUAGUUUCAAUGUCCACACCCAAAGCCGAGACAGAAGAGAUUGUAAAAUCCAGUGAGAACUCCAAAAAGGUGCCAAGUAGUGUUGUGGGGGUCGACAAAGGUAACAAGCCUGUGAGUACUUCACCAAAAAAAACUGUGCGUACUGUCAAGGAGGUGGAGGAUGAAAAGAACAGCCUGGAUGGAGAACCGAAAUUAGGUAUCACACGGACAGUAGAAAUUGUGGAAGAAGUGAAGCCAGAGCUAGUGGCAAAAGUUGCAACCCUAGCAGCGCCCAUAGUAGCUGAACCUAGUGUAAAGGUGAAGACAUUUGAGGAAAUAAUGGAAGAAAAAAGACUACGGAAAGCACAAAUUGGUGAUGCUGGAGGCAGCAAAAGUAAGCCAGUGAAAACUGUAGUCGGUAUUGAAUCACGUCUUGGCAAUAGAAAGUUGACCAAAUUAAAAAAGGGCAGUUCUCCAGUAAUUGGUGUAGCUUCAAGGCUUGGCAACAAGAAGGAAAUUGAUGCAAAUGGAGAAUUGACUGAUAAAGAACUUGCCAAAAUUGAAACUGCUAAACCCAUGACUAGUGCGUCAUUGAAGCUUGGUAAUAAACUCUUACAAAAAACCAUCAUGGCCAAUGCUGCUAAAGUAACUGGGAUAGCAUCUCGACUUGGUGGUAAAACAAAUCCAGUCUUGCAUACUACGAAAAAGACUAUUGAUAUGAAACCAUCAAAAACCCGAAAAAUCCGGGUAGUAUCCAAGAACAUUCAAUCAGAAACUAGCAGUGUGGCUUCAGAUGAUGGAACCGAACCUUCUUCACAAAUUGAUACUAAACAGAGCCUGUUGCAAAAGAAGACUGUAACAGUUUCCACUACAAGUACUGGUCUCAAAAAAGCUGCUGAGGAUGAAGAGAAGCCUGUAUUGGAGGCAGUGAAAUCUGGGGUAAAGGUUAAAUCAUUCGAGGAAAUAAUGCGUGAAAAGAAGGAGCGAAGACAACAACAAACAACAGCAAAGAGUGAUGAUAUGACAGAAAAAAAGUCAAUUGGAAUAAAACUCCAAAGAAACCCAUCUCCUAUCACAGUGAAUCCAAGGCCUCUAAACAGACGGAAAUUAAAGCGUAAAGCUGUGGGCAUCUCAAGAAUAAAUACUGAAGAUGACUCUUCAAAAACUGCCACAUACUCCAGAUUACCUGAAGCCAGUAGUGACAACUCUAGACCAGAAUCGCCUGCUGAGUCAUCCAAGUCUCCAACAUCGCCAUUGUCCUUACAGGGAUCCGAGGCUGCGCUGACAUCACCUGUACCACAACAGUCUGAACUGUCAACAACCUCACCCAUGUCAUCCACGUCACCCCACAGCUCAGAUCUGGUAUCCCCUCUCGACAGUGCCGACAGGUUCACAUUCAUUCAAGAAAAACUGGCCGAAUCAAAGGCAGCUCUACUGUCAAAUUUGCCCAAAGAGUCUGGACCAUCAACUGAUUCAAGCAUAUCACAGCACAGCACAGAUCUAGUAUCCACGUUAGAGAGUGGAGACAGCUCCACAUUCGCUCAAGACAAGCCUGCUGAUGUAGUAGAGCCACAGUUGAUUGCAGACAAAGAUAACAGCUCCUUAUUAACUCAAGAGAAACCUGCUGAGUUUAUGGAACCACCAAUCAUUGCAGAGGAAGACUUGCCCCCAGAUGACGGGGAUUACAGCUGGAGUAGUGACCCUAUAAGAGAAGAGAAACCAGCAGAACGUAGCACUGAACAUGGCUUGAUGGGCAAGGAGAGGUCAUUCAACCAGCAAAUACCAGUCGUCAUGGAAAACAAUACUUUUGAACCAAGUAUGGAAGAAGAGAAAGCAGCAAGUGAAGAACAAGAAGAUGAUGAAGUGAGUGAUACCCUUAAAGAUGUUCAGGACGAAGAGGAUGAUGACGGGGACGAAGAUGAGGAGAGCGAAAGUCCCGCUAAGCGUGCCAGGACUACGCCCCCAACAUACGAGGACAUAGAGAGGGCUGUUGAUGAAGAAGCUGGAAAGGACGAUUUUGAUCUUGACUUAGAUGAAGCGAUUGCUAACCUAUCUCCUGGAUCAUCCGAACACUUGGAUGAAGCCGUAAACGAGGAUGACUUACUGCUCGAACUGGAAGAAAUGAUUAACGAAUAGAGAGUUAAUAAACCCACGGCCGAGUGAAGUGCUAGAUAGACCAGGAGCAGCACAGUAACAGUUUAUUGAAGCAAUAACCAUAUUACAGAAACCAGCAUAUGAUGAUCAUACCAGCCAUUCGCAGUGUCUGUGCGAGGACAUAGCAUGUUGCUACUGAUGCUUAUGUUUAUCGUGUAAAAGUGUGAGUGCACUCAACUCAUUGUAUCAAGCUGUUUUCGAAUUUUCAAACGUUUAUUCCCUGAUGUGAGAGAUUGUAUUUUUGAAAAAUAUUACGUAUUAGCUGUCAUAUAUCCCAGUGUGAUGUUUAGGCCAGUGCUGCCGAGCCCCACAAAAAAAUAUCACUUCUAUAUCAGAUUUGUAAAUACCGUAAAAAUCACAGACGUUACCUAUGUUUUCUUAAUAACACACGCCGAAUUUCACGAGAAUCAUUGUCAAGAAGGAGGUUAAGCUCAUCGUUUAUUUACUAUGAUUUGUAAAAUAAAAUGACAAUAAACCUA
Messenger RNA from Nematostella vectensis (starlet sea anemone), 5212 nucleotides. Its product is annotated as muscle M-line assembly protein unc-89. The record is from RefSeq and is a predicted model, not a curated record. Gene Ontology annotation, molecular function: metal ion binding. Lineage: Eukaryota; Metazoa; Cnidaria; Anthozoa; Actiniaria; Edwardsiidae. The coding region runs from base 1368 to 4715 and encodes 1115 amino acids. The transcript has 14 exons.